AUGGAACACGAUGCACUGUGCUAUCACAGAAAAUCUGUUACCCUCACACCUAUGUGGCUGGAUCUUUGGAAUUGGGCAGAACAAUUUUUCCAAACUUAUUUUGUAACUGUUGCGGAGGACGACGGCGCAUUGUACGCUGAACUCCUUGACCUCCUAGCUCCCACUGCAAUGGCAGUAAUGGACCUCAUCGAGACUCUCUUAUACGCUCCUCAUAUGCGCUCCGAAGUUUAUUUGACAUCAUUUUGCUCUUUCAUGAUGCGAAUUUGGGUUCGCAUAUUUUCCAAUAAUGUCCAGAAUUUUCAUUUCGAGCUCCAGGUUUCCAAGAUGAUGAGCGGGGUGCUAGAAUCUGUGGAGCAGCAGACCAAAAUGUCGUCGACGCUCCACUUGGUUCCUCCUGAUCAUGUCAAAGUGUCAUUGUUCACAGCUGUCAGCCGUGUGCAGGACAUCUCCCACUUUAUAUUAUUUAUGCACGUUACCACUUUCAUCCACUUUGUUGUAUGGACGUCCCAUCAUUUUCGGCGUAUCUUUCUUAAGCAUAGAAGCACGCAUUGGGCGUGCCAUGCUCUAGGUUGUAUCGCCUCCCGGUUUCCAAAAUACUACCCCACCCUUAUGAUGUUUUGCUUGACACGCUAUGCUUUCGCUCUCCAGGAAACCUUUUGGAAUGAAGGAUCUCACGAACAUGUCUCUGAGGCCAUGCACUACAAGGCACUAGAUUAUUUACUUAUAGCGACGUCAUAUCUCCCUUUACCAACUUCCGUGCGAUCCUUUCCCUGGACCUCCUUCGAGAAACGUCUCGUGGACCUUUACAACACCAUUAACUGCUACCUUGUAUAUCGAUCGGUCCUGCAUGAGGCCAUGCAUUCCAUAGUACACAUCCAAAACGCGAAAUGGUUCGUACAAUAUGACGAUGGUAAAGAAGAUCGAAAGGCAUGGAUCGCUUUCUUGACUCUGGAGUGA
Desarmillaria tabescens is the source of this 957-nucleotide messenger RNA. RefSeq lists its product as uncharacterized. The record is from RefSeq and is a predicted model, not a curated record. Bases 1 to 957 code for a protein of 318 amino acids. The transcript has a single exon. NCBI's taxonomy places the organism in Eukaryota, Fungi, Basidiomycota, Agaricomycetes, Agaricales, Physalacriaceae.